Fraxinus pennsylvanica is the source of this 2337-nucleotide messenger RNA. NCBI's taxonomy places the organism in Eukaryota, Viridiplantae, Streptophyta, Magnoliopsida, Lamiales, Oleaceae. The record is from the annotation of a GenBank genome assembly.
AUGAUGGAGAUUAACAGAUUCAUCAAACUAUUGAGUGUGCUGAUGUUUGUACUUUCACUAUGCAUGAAGCUCAAUUCAGUAUCUGCUGCUGAAGUUAGGAGCGUAGAGAGGGAAAGACUAUCUCUUCUGAAGUUUAAGCAUGACCUUGUUGAUGCAAAUGGCCUUUUGUCAUACUGGGGAAGUGAAGAAGAUAAAAUAGCUCAAUUCAAUGCAGAUGGCGUUUUGUCAUCCUGGGGAAGUGAAGAAGAUAAAAAGGAAUGUUGCAAAUGGGAGGGCGUCUCGUGUAGCAACGGAACUGGUCAUGUAACUUCACUUAAUCUGGUAUUUCACUCUUUGAAGGCUAAGCUUAGCCCCUCACUGGUUGAUUUGCAACAUUUGAAUUAUUUGAACCUGAGAGCUAAUGAUUUUGGAGGAAGUGAAAUACCAAGGUUCAUUGGUUCCUUCAAGAACUUAAGGUACUUGACGCUCAUGGGCUCAAACUUCAGUGGUGAAGUUCCUUGCGAACUUGGGAACCUUACAAACCUGAAUACUCUUGACCUUAGUUAUAACAAUUUGAGAAUCAAGAAUUUUGAUUGUCUUUAUCAUCUUUCUUCGUUAUCACAUCUUGAGUUGAAUGGUGUUAACCUUAUAAAUCAAACCAGCUGGUUGCACCACAUGACAAGGUUCCCUCUCCUCGAGGAAUUGCACUUGAUAGGCUGUCAACUUCCCAAUCCAGUGCUUUCCUUUGAUAUCUUUACUAAUUCUUCUUUAUCCAAACUAUCUAGCCUCUUCCUACCCAACAAUUAUCUCACUUCCUCUUCCACAUUUCGCUGGAUGUUUAACAUUAGUGCAAGUCUUAAAUUCAUUGACCUCACGAAUAAUCAAUUAGAGGGUCCUAUUCCCGAUUCCUUUGGGGAAUUGUUUUUUCUUGAAGAUCUUGUUUUGAGUUACAAUAAGUUGCGCGGUGGGAUUCCAAGCUCUUUGCAUAAUUUACAUACACUGGAAAUAUCAUCCAAUGAAUUAAAUGGUCUCUUGCCAGAUAAUACCACAUUUUCAUCCUUAUCAGGUUUGUACCUUGGUAACAAUAAGUUGAAUGCGUUUCACACACAAUGUCUUGGGCAACCUUUAGUUCUUCGGCAUUUAGAUUUAUCUAACAAUCAAUUAAAAAGGCUGCCUGAAGGUAUUGAGAAACUUUCCAAUCUCAGUUCUUUAGGAAUGUCUUCAAAUUUGUUGGAAGAUACAAUCACCGAAAGUCACCUCUCAAACUUUGCCAACUUAGAAGACCUUGAUUUAUCCUGGAACUCAGAUUUGACUUUCAAUUUGAGCUCAGAUUGGAUUCCUCCUUUUCAAUUGAAUUCACUAACGCUCAGCCAUUGUCAUUUGGGCCCUCAUUUUCCAAAUUGGAUUCAAACUCAGAAUACUCUUCGUUGGCUUGAUAGCUCUUUUGCCGGUAUAUCAGAUGCAAUGCCCAAUGGGUUGUGGAAUAUGUCUAUAGACCAAUUAGAUCUUUCUCAUAACAAUAUUAGGGGUAAAAUUCCUAAUUUGUCCUCAAAGUCGACUGGUUAUUUUAAUAUAGAUUUAAGCUACAACAACAUCUCAGGUCCAAUUCCAUCAUUUCUUUUUCAUUCUGAAGAAAUAGACCUUUCCAAAAAUAUGUUUUCGGGAUCCAUUUUUCACUUAUGCACAAUUCCUAAGGGCUCCAUGAUCUACAAGCUUGAUCUCUCGGAUAACCAAUUGGCAGGAGAGCUUCCUAAUUGCUGGAUGAACAUAAGUGGAUUAAUUGUUCUGGAUUUGGCAAAUAAUAAGUUCUCAGGUAAGAUUCCCCUCACUUUGGGCACUUUGGAUCGGCUCAAAGUAUUACACUUGCGUGGCAAUAAUUUCAUUGGUGAAUUGCCUUCAACUUUGAGGAAUUGCAAUGGGCUGAGAACGCUUGAUGUGGGAGGAAACAAGUUAACAGGUAUUGAGAAACUUCCCAAUCUCAAUGAUUUAGAUAUGUCUUCAAAUUUGUUGGAAGAUACAAUCACCGAAAGUUACCUCUCAAACUUUGCCAACUUAGAGUACCUUGAUUUAUCCUUGAACUCAGAUUUGACUUUCAAUUUGAGAUCAGAUUGGAUUCCUCCUUUUCAAUUGCGUUUACUACUGCUCAGCAAUUGUCAUGUGGGGCCUCAUUUUCCAAAUUGGAUUCAAACUCAGAAAACUCUUGUGUUUCUUUAUAUAUCUUUUGCUGGUAUAUCAGAUGCAAUACCCAAUUGGUUGUGGAAUAUGUCUUCUUUGUCAUGGUUGGAUCUUUCUCAUAACAAUAUUACGGAGAUCUCAAGGCACUCUUUAGAUUCGGCAAUGCUAGAUGCAAAUAAGUAA